Messenger RNA from Lotus japonicus, 2637 nucleotides. Its product is annotated as putative receptor-like protein kinase At1g80870. Gene Ontology annotation, biological process: protein phosphorylation. Bases 202 to 2331 code for a protein of 709 amino acids. Gene Ontology annotation, molecular function: protein kinase activity; ATP binding. Lineage: Eukaryota; Viridiplantae; Streptophyta; Magnoliopsida; Fabales; Fabaceae. The transcript has a single exon. The record is from RefSeq and is a predicted model, not a curated record.
ACUUGUAGAACAGAAGAAUGAUUAUGUGAACGUAAAGCAAUCAACUUUGGAUACCCAUUGAUAAAACAAAUGAAAAAGGAGAAUGCCCAUCAUCUUCCAAUUCUUCUUUCACCUUUUUAUUCAUCACUUCCUGCAUCCACAUUUUAUUGAGAGUUGAGAACUCAAGAAGAAGUAGAAUCCUACCCUGAAUCCUCAAUAACCAUGCCUUCAAGACCCAUCCCUCCACAAAUUCCAAGUCCCACAUUCCUUACCAAAACCAGAAUCAUGUUCCUGGCACUCACAGUCUCAGCUUCUCUUGUGAUCUUCUUCUCAGUCCUUUACUUCCUAUACUAUCUAUGGCACUCCCUUGUACACAGAGCUAAGAGUAAAACCAUACCCUUUGAAGCAAGUUCUCCCUUGAAGCUCCAAAGCUUCUCAUACAAAGAGCUAAAGCAAGCUACCAAUAACUUUGACACUGCCAGUGUCAUAGGUAAAGGUGGCUCUGGAACUGUUUUCAGGGGAAUACUCAAAGAUGGGAAGCUUGUUGCGGUGAAGCGCCUCGACGAGUUGUCUUUGCAGACGGAGCGGGAGUUUCAGAAUGAGCUGCAGAUUCUUGGUGGGUUGAGAUCACCUUUCUUGGUGACCCUAUUGGGAUAUUCAGUGGAAAAGAGUAAGAGACUCUUAGUGUUUGAAUACAUGCCUAACAGAAGCUUGCAGGAGUCACUCUUUGGAGAUGGAUGCUUGUGCUUGAGUUGGGAGAGGAGAUUUAGCAUCAUAUUGGAUGUUGCUAGAGGGUUGGAAUUCUUGCACCUUGGAUGUGAUCCUCCAGUAAUACAUGGAGAUAUUAAGCCAAGCAAUGUCCUGCUUGAUGCAGAGUUCAAUGGGAGAAUCUCAGACUUUGGGUUGUCAAGGAUUAAAGUGGAGGGUGAAUUUGGUGUGGAUUUGUUUAGCCAGGACUUAGGGAAGAGCCAGGAUCUUUGGAAAAGCCAAGAGAAUUUUUCAGCUAAUCUAACUCCAGAAACUCCAGCUGUUCAUACUCCAGUGGACAGUGCUAGUGAAGUAGAUUUUGCUAUGGCCUUGCAAGCUUCUUCUUCAUCCAAAAAUAGCAGGACAUGCUUGAAUGUUGGAGCUUUGAACUUGAAUUCUUUGAAUUAUAAUGCCAAUAUUGUCACUGAGAGUGAAAUUAGGAGUGGAAAUGCAAAGGGGAAGGAAGUUUCGACCUCGGAUGUAGGUGGGAAUGAUUGGAAUAGUAAGUUUGUGCCUUAUGAUGAUGAGUUUUCUAGCAUUGAUCAUAGUAAGGAGUUAACUGCUAACUCUUCUUUGGUGGAUGAUGAGAAGGGAAAUGGAAAACAAUGGGGAAAGGACUGGUGGUGGAAACAGGAUGGAAGUGGUGAGUUAUGCAGCAAAGACUAUGUCAUGGAGUGGAUAGGGAGUCAGAUUUCUCCAUCAAACCCUGAUUGGGAUGAUGGAAAGAGCAAUCUUCAUGAGAAAAUUGAGUUGGAGAAUUCAAGUCCAUUAGAAAAACCAAAUGAUGCAAAUGGACCCCAAUUACAGGUUUUUGAGAUAGGAAAGACAGAUGAAGAAGUUGAGAAGAAAGAAACAAGGGGAAAGAAAAAUCAGAAGAAGAAGCAAAGGAAUAUGCAAGAGUGGUGGAAAGAAGAGAAAUUAAGCAAGAGGAGAACUAAGCUGAGAAAUCUUCACAUGAAAUGGAAGAGAGGCAUGAAAGUACCUCAUUUUGAUUUAGGUAGACGAUUUUAUCUUUGCAGGCGUAGCAACUUUGCCGAGGUGAGUCAUAAUGAGUGUGAUCCUGGGGAAUUUAGUUUCAGGAGAGGUUGGAAGAAGAAAAGUACUCGUUCUAUUGGAAGUGACAUGUGGAGUGGAGAUUUAUUUAGCCGUGAACUCAGCAGCACAACCAGCAUGAGAGGCACACUGUGCUAUGUUGCACCGGAAUAUGGUGGUGGUGGGUUCUUGAUGGAGAAGGCUGAUAUUUACAGCUUAGGAGUUCUGAUUCUUGUUAUUGUGUCAGGUAGAAGACCACUCCAUGUUCUUGCAUCCCCCAUGAAGCUGGAGAAAGCUAACUUAAUAAGCUGGUGCAGGCACUUGGCUCAAGCUGGUAACAUUUUGGAGUUGGUAGAUGAAAGAUUGAAAGAAGAUUACAACAAGGACCAAGCUAGCUUGUGUAUUAACUUGGCACUCACUUGCUUACAGAAAGUUUCGGAAUUGCGCCCGGAUAUUGGGGAUAUUGUUAGGAUUUUGAAGGGGGAGAUGGAUCUUCCACCACUUCCAUUUGAGUUAUCCCCUUCUCCAGGUUCUAAAUUAUAUAGCAGAUCAAGGAGAAGAAAUGCAGAAUAGGCUAUCUAAUCUUGAAGGUUUCUUUGAAAGGUUCCUCCUUCACAUGUUAACAUCUGGUUAUGCUGAAUUCUGUAUAAGACCUGAAUAGAUUUAUAUGUUGAGGUUUAUAUAGCAUCAUGUGUAGUGUAUUAGACAAGAGCUGAUUUGAUGCUCAAAUUCCAUAGAUUUCCUGCACUGGCUGUGUUAGCUUAAUCCGCUGUCUUGUUUGUUUUCUUGCUUAGUGCAUAGAUUAGGGAUGAAUAAGAUCUGAGAUGUCUAAUUGUAAUGGAUGAGGGUAUAAGGCUACAUGCUAGUUGCAGUUUUGAA